AUGCCCAUACAGAAGAUCCUCCUUCUCAACGGUCCUAAUCUCAACCUCCUCGGAACUCGCGAACCCCACAUCUACGGCUACGAUACCCUCCAAUCCAUUGAAUCCUCCCUUUCCACCUAUCUCUCCUCCCUCACUCCCGCCGUCACCCUCCUAACCUUCCAGAGUAACUGGGAAGGCGCACUUAUCGAUCGAAUCCAUGGGGCUCGCACCGAUGACACCGAUGCUAUUGUGAUAAACCCUGGUGCGUUUACACAUUAUAGUGUUGCGCUGCGGGACGCGUUGACGGGGGUGGAUAUUCCGUUUGUGGAGGUGCAUAUUAGUAAUGUGCAUAAGAGGGAGGAGUUUCGUCAUAAGAGUUUUUUGAGUGAUAAGGCCGAGGCGGUUAUUUGUGGGUUGGGCGUCUUUGGGUAUAGGGUGGCAGUGGAGUGGUGUGUGGGAUAUUUGAAGGCGAAGCCGAAGCCGAAGUUGUGA
Molecule: messenger RNA, 471 nt
Organism: Sclerotinia borealis F-4128
Lineage: Eukaryota; Fungi; Ascomycota; Leotiomycetes; Helotiales; Sclerotiniaceae
Source: the annotation of a GenBank genome assembly